Messenger RNA from Zingiber officinale, 1948 nucleotides. Its product is annotated as polyamine oxidase 5-like. Lineage: Eukaryota; Viridiplantae; Streptophyta; Magnoliopsida; Zingiberales; Zingiberaceae. Bases 308 to 1789 code for a protein of 493 amino acids. The transcript has 10 exons. The record is from RefSeq and is a predicted model, not a curated record. Gene Ontology annotation, cellular component: peroxisome. Gene Ontology annotation, biological process: polyamine catabolic process. Gene Ontology annotation, molecular function: polyamine oxidase activity.
GGGGACGAAGAAGCAAAAGGGCGAUUGGCAAUCUUCUCUUCUCCGCUUUCAUUGCGCGGCGAUCCCUGUUUUUAGGGUUUCGAUCCGUCUCACCGCCCAUCUCGCCGGUUUGGCGAUCUCCCGAAGGCCUCACGCAUGAGCUGGUUUGAUAAGCUCCGCGGCCUCUCCGACCAGAGCCAGGACGGGCUCAUGAUCUUUCUCCUCCACCAUUCGAUUCCUAUACCUUCCAGUAAUCUUUUCUUGAAUCUCAUACGCUAUUAAGCGGCGGAGGGAGAUCGGUGACCGGUGGGUGCUUGCGCGCGGGGGAAUGGCGUCCAAGGGCUUCUCGAAUCGGAAAAAAUUGGGUCUUGGAGGUUUUCUAAUUUCUCAUAUUGAGAGACAACAAUCUUCUCCACCGUCAGUAAUUGUGAUUGGUGGAGGAAUUUCAGGGAUUGCAGCUGCUCGUGCAUUGUGCAAUGCUUCAUUUAAUGUUAUUCUGUUAGAAUCUCGUGAUCGUCUUGGUGGGCGGGUCCAUACUGACUAUUCUUUUGGUUGCCCUGUUGACAUGGGAGCAUCAUGGUUACACGGUGUUUGUAAUGAAAAUUCUCUUGCUCCAUUAAUUCGUUCUCUAGGCCUUAGGCUAUACCGUACAAGUGGUGAUAACUCUGUAUUGUAUGACCAUGAUUUGGAGAGUUAUGCACUUUUUGACAAAGAUGGGAACCAGGUUCCACAGCAGGUGGUGAUAAAGGUGGGAGAAACAUUUGAGAGAAUUCUCAAAGAGACAGAGAAAGUAAGAGAUGAAAAUAAUUCUGAUAUGUCUCUUUUGCAAGCUAUUUCCAUUGUUUUGGACAGAAAUCCAUAUCUAAGGCAAGAGGGCUUAGAAUAUGAAGUACUUCAGUGGUAUAUAUGUAGAAUGGAAGCAUGGUUUGCAGCUGAUGUGGACACCAUUUCACUGAAAAAUUGGGACCAGGAGCAUGUCCUUACUGGUGGUCAUGGACUUAUGGUGCAAGGUUACCAUCCUGUUAUUCAGGCUCUUGCAAAGAAUAUUGAUAUUCACUUGAAUCAUAGGGUGAAGAGGAUUGUACAACGUAACAAUAGAGUAAUAGUUACAGUGCAAAAUGGAAACACAUUUGUAGCUGAUGCUGCUAUUAUCACUGUUCCUCUUGGAGUUCUCAAAGCAAAUCUGAUAGAGUUCGAGCCUAAGCUUCCCGAAUGGAAACUCUCUGCAAUUUCUGAUCUCGGCGUGGGCAUCGAAAAUAAGAUUGCUCUUCGCUUUGACAAAGUAUUCUGGCCCAACGUGGAAGUGUUAGGUCUCGUGGCACAGACAUCUUAUGCCUGUGGUUAUUUCCUAAAUCUUCAUAAAGCUACAGGACAUCCUGUUCUUGUGUACAUGACUGCUGGAAGAUUUGCUUAUGAUAUAGAGAAACUUUCUGAUGAAGAAGCUGUUGACUUUGUGAUGUUGCAGUUGAGGAAGAUGAUACCAGACGCAACAGAUCCGAUUCAACAUUUGGUUUCACGUUGGGGCACUGAUCCAGAUUCUCUUGGGGCCUAUUCUUGCGAUUUAGUUGGGAAACCUGCCGAUCUGUAUGAGAGACUAUGUGAUCCCGUUGACAAUUUGUACUUUGCCGGUGAAGCUGCAAGCGCCGAUCACUCUGGGUCUGUCCAUGGAGCCUACACCUCUGGAAUAAUGGCUGCUGAAGUUUGCAGAAGGCGUCUAUCGGUGCAGCAUGGCGUAGCAGAUCUCUUACAGCUGGUAAUGAGGGAGGAUUUUACAGAAGUCAUGGUUCCUCUUCAAAUUUCUAGGAUGUAAAACAAAUUUUCCUUGAAACUCCGCCCCCUUUUCAGAUACCUUAGCAUGCAGUAAAAUGCACUGGAAGCUUAUGACUAUUUCUAUGUUGUAACUGCUGUGAUGAACAGUAUGUCAUUUAUCACAACUUGUGUGCUAUUUAAUCUCUGUCCAUUUCUUUUA